Messenger RNA from Sorex araneus (European shrew), 1692 nucleotides. It is a transcript of the gene CENPO, whose product is annotated as centromere protein O. Gene Ontology annotation, cellular component: kinetochore; Mis6-Sim4 complex. The transcript has 6 exons. Lineage: Eukaryota; Metazoa; Chordata; Mammalia; Eulipotyphla; Soricidae. The record is from RefSeq and is a predicted model, not a curated record. Bases 93 to 959 code for a protein of 288 amino acids.
GUUAGAGUGAGCAGAAGGAGGAGAGGGGACAGUGAGGCUCUCAGGGACGCUCUCAGGGACGAACGUGGCCAAGGGGGAAGGCAGGGGCGGAGAUGAAGCCGGCCGAAGCUUCGAGUCGAGGCAGCGCGCCCAGAGGAGGUGCCUUAGCUCACUCGGAAAGACUGGAGGCUCAAAUGAACAGAUCCCAGAAGCGCCUGAAAGAGGAAGCUGAGGAAAGGGGCCUUAAAGACAGGAUUCACCAGCUGAGACUCGUGCGGGAUCAGCUGCGGGCUGAAGUGCAGCGGCGUGGAUCCAGGGUGGGAGCCUCUGGCGCCGGCGUGGAGCCCGGCCCGCCCCUGGUGAAGAGUGAGCGAGAGGCUUUGAAACGCAGAGAGGAGACGGCGAAAGCCCUUCUGCAGGCCUACCGCUUCACAGGGCUCAGUGCCAAGUCGACCAGCCGGGGCGUCUGCGUCUGCAUCAGCACCACCUUCGAAGGGAACCUGCUGGAAUCCUAUUUUGUGGACCUUGUGAUCCAGAAGCCACUUCAGAUACAUCACCACUCGGUCCCGCCAUUCAUCCCCCUGGAGCAGUUGUCUGCCAAGUACUUGCAGACUGACGUUCAGCACUUCCUCUUUCGCCUCCACGAGUACCUAAAUGCUUACUCCGGAAGGAAGUACCAGGCGGACCGACUUCAGAGUGACUUUUCGGCCUUCCUGGCCGGGCCCCUGCAGAGAAACGCGCUGUGCAACCUGCUGACCUUCACUUACAAAGUGGAGCCCAAGAGCCCGUCCCCGCCCCUCCGCGCCAGACUGGUGUAUAAGGACCUCGGCGAGUCCCUGCCCACUGCCGUCACCGUCACUACUCAAGGGGAGGAACAGCAGGCGGCCCACGAGGGCCUGUUCAGGACCAGGCCGCUGCACCGCGUGUUCGCUGAGUUCGCGAGGGAAGGAGAGAAGAUGCACGUGAGCUCGGCCUCCUAGGAGCCUCCGGGGACGCCCAGGCGAGUGGACUGGCGGGGCCGGAGCCCUGGACGGGGCGUUGGAGACAGCUGGCCGUGGUUGCCUUGCCACGGCUAGAACGUGCGGGACCACCUGCUCUUCGGGGGCUGAUGAGAUACCAAACACGACCAAGCAUGUUUCAGCUGAAAAUCCGAGCGGAAUGUGGGGCGACAGAGGCAUUUGUUGAUAGCAGGAAUGGAUGUCAUACCUCAUAUUCUGAGCACUUGAGAGGGAGUACUCUAGGUUCGUGAUGCGAGAAGAAUCACAAGGUUAACGUGUAGCUGCUUUAAGAGCAGGGUAGUCUAGGCCUAAAAUAAUCAGGUUUGGGACCUGACAGUACAGCAGGUAGGGCGCUUGCCUUGCAUGCGCCCAACCCGGCACCCUGUAUGGUCCCUGAGCACCGCCAGGAGAGAUUCCUGAGCUCAAAGCCAGGAGUAACUCCUGAGCAUCGCCAGGUGUGGCCCAAACCACCCCCCACCUCCCCACACAAAAAUAAAAUCAGGGUUCUAGGUUCCUAGAAUUCGUUUCCUGGAAUAUUUCGCUUGUAAGCUGGUGUUAAGUUGGCCGUGGAAGUGCCAGGUGGCACAUCUGCCCCUGUGCCGUGUCCCCGGCUCCCGGUGAUGGGGUACCCUGUGUCUAAGCAGCCAGGCCGCCAGCCGCUGCCCUUUCAGUUCUUAGCCCCUGGUCGUGACGAGCAGGGGAGAAGCACCCGACC